Chiloscyllium plagiosum (whitespotted bambooshark) is the source of this 3609-nucleotide messenger RNA. RefSeq names its product ring finger and SPRY domain containing 1 (gene rspry1). Gene Ontology annotation, molecular function: protein binding; ubiquitin-protein transferase activity. The record is from RefSeq and is a predicted model, not a curated record. Gene Ontology annotation, cellular component: cytoplasm. NCBI's taxonomy places the organism in Eukaryota, Metazoa, Chordata, Chondrichthyes, Orectolobiformes, Hemiscylliidae.
CGGCGACUGAUACCUUUCUUGAUUUGGGUAGGGGGAAGAAAAGGUUGCUGUUGUUUUAAAACAAAGAUGUCGGCGGCGGCGGCUGCUGCCCACCGUCCGUCGGUUUCGCUGGCGGAGUUAAGAUGGCGGGCGGCCUGGUGCGCUGCCUCCGGGGUGCGCCGUUAGAGCGGGACUGAGAGGUGGUGUUUCCCCUCCCCCGGGAAACAGGAUGGUGACCGUGUCGCGGAGGCGGCCUUCCUAGAUGAUCGUAGCAGCCUGGACCGUCUUCCACGCCACUCGGAGCCUGGUCAGAGGGUUACUGCUUUCCCCGGAGUCGCCCGGCGUUGCCGCCGCCGUUGCCGCCACCGCCACCGCCAGCCGAAUGGGCAACAGCUGCGUGUGCCGGGACGGUAGCGACGCCGAGGAGAACCCGGGCCGCCCGGGCGAGCUCGGAGCGGCCGAGCGCCGGGGGCACCCGCCCCCCCUCUUGUCGUCGUCGUCGUCCUCCUCCUCGCAUCAUCACCGCCACCACCCUCAGCACCACAGCAACAACGCUGAGGGCGAGCCCAGGAGCCGCUCCCGGGACCCGGUCAGGCCGCCCAGGAGGGGACGGGGUCCCCACGAACCUCGGAGGAAGAAGCAGAAUGUGGACGGCCUGGUGCUGGAUACCCUGGCUGUCAUUCGUACGCUGGUGGACAAUGACCAAGAGCCGCCGUAUUCAAUGAUCACCUUGCAUGAAAUGGCAGAAACAGAUGAAGGUUGGCUCGAAGUAGUACAGUCCCUGAUUAGAGUUAUUCCUCUAGAAGAUCCUUUAGGACCAGCUGUCAUUACUUUACUGCUGGAUGAAUGCCCGCUGCCAACCAAAGAUGCAUUACAGAAAUUGUCAGAAAUGUUGAAUUUAAGUGCAUCUCUAGCUAAGCAAGAUGCUUGCAAUCCGGCUAAACACCGUAAUACUACUGCAGUACUGGGAUGCCUGGCUGAAAAACUGGCAGGUCCUGCCAGCAUAGGUCUUCUCAGUCCGGGAACCUUGGAAUAUUUACUGGAAAGUUUGAGUGUGCAGUCUCACCCCACAGUCAUGCUUUUCUCCCUCAUAGCCCUGGAAAAGUUUGCACAAACAAGUGAAAAUAAAUUAACAGUCUCUGAGUCAUGUAUUAGUGACCAGCUACUUAUGUUGGAGUCUUGGGUAAAUCACACCGAUUACCUCAAACGGCAGGUUGGCUUCUGUGCGCAGUGGAGCCUGGAUAAUUUAUUUUUGAAACCGAAAAGGCAGUUCACUUAUGAAAAAGUAAAUCUCAGUCACGUUAACGCUAUGUUGAACAGCAACGAUGUUAGUGAAUACCUCAAAAUUUCGCCAGAUGGUCUGGAGGCUCGAUGUGAUGCGUCCUCUUUUGAGAGUGUGCGGUGUACGUUUUGUGUAGAUUCUGGAGUAUGGUACUAUGAAGUAACAGUAAUUACUUCUGGUGUAAUGCAGAUUGGUUGGGCGACCAAGGAUAGUAAAUUUCUUAAUCAUGAGGGUUAUGGGAUUGGAGAUGAUGAAUACUCAUGUGCAUAUGAUGGCUGCCGGCAGCUGAUUUGGUAUAAUGCCAGAAGUGAACCACACAUCCACCCUUGCUGGAAAGAAGGGGACACAAUAGGAUUUCUCUUAGACUUGAAUAAGAAGGCAAUGAUUUUCUAUCUCAACGGAAACCAGCUACCCCCAGAGAAGCAAGUCUUUUCAUCAGCCACAUCUGGCUUCUUUGCUGCUGCUAGUUUCAUGUCUUACCAACAGUGUGAGUUUAAUUUUGGAGCAAAAUCAUUUAAGUAUCCACCAACAGUUAAAUUCAGCACGUUUAAUGAAUAUGCCUCCCUCUCACCAGAAGAAAAGAUCAUUCUUCCAAGGCAUAGACGUCUAGCUUUAUUGAAACAAGUAAGCAUACGGGAAAACUGCUGCACCCUUUGCUGUGAUGAGAUAGCUGAUACAGAACUCCGACCAUGUGGACAUAGUGAUCUAUGCAUGGAAUGUGCCUUGCAGCUGGACACCUGUCCCUUGUGUCGUCAAGAAAUAAAGACCCGGGUCAGGCUGAUUUCACAUGUUUCCUGAACUCUUUCUUCUAAGACCCGUUCUGAUCAACAUCAAUACAAAGUGCUAAAACAAUGAACCUCCAGCUGGGACACGUACCAUCCAAAAUGCAAUGUGCGUGGAUGCUCAAAUCAGUCCAUUAGCCAAAAAGGGCUAACUUGAUAAAUUCCAAUGAAGCAAGUUUUGGCCACUUUCAAAGCAGCUCCCAGACUACAUAGACCUAUAGCACACAUUUGGCUGCAUUUUAGCACUAAAUUGAUGAUCUCAUUGAUGCCAUAUUUUGGCCGUUGUGGGGAAAAUGUAAAAUUAUUGCAGAAGAUUACGCUUAAGAGUGUGGUUUGAGGUACAGUGGUGAAGGUGAAGCACGGUAUUGGGGCAGUGUAGAGAAACCUCACUCUUCAACUAAACAUUAAAACUUCUGACCUGCGAGUGCUUAAUAUGGAUAUGGAGUACCUGAAAUAGGGGAAGUGUUCUACUUAGUACUCGAUAUCCUUCACCUUCAAGAGCACAACAUAUCUGAAGUUUCAAAGAAGACAAUUUCAGCUUUCUUCAAGAAUAAAGAUACCUAUUUACUUUGUUUUGUGUCCUCUGACUAAAAGAACGUGGUGCUUAUUUGGCAAUCUGGUUCAUUGUCCAAUUCAUCAAUAGCUCUGAAGGGCUAUGAAAGGUUCCAAGGAUAUAUGCAACAGCAGCAAAUCAAGAAAAAUAUUCAUGAAUAAUGAAAUGUUAUCUUUGCAUUAUUUCCUAUAUGCACAAAUGUUUACUUUUGUAGCCAGUGUUCCACAAGGUACAAAUGUGUCCAGUGUAGCAGUAUCAGUUUUUGCUGGAAAAAUUUCAUGGCAGAUGAAUGACUCAAAACGGCAAGAUUUGCCAAAUUACUUGUUUAAAAUUUGAGACCUUAUGAAUCCAAAGAACAGUUUUUUAAAAUGACAUCUAUGGUAGUCAAAACUUUUUGUUGAUCAUAAAAACAUUUGUAAACUAUCCACAGCGCUAACCCUUCUGGAUAGUGAAAAUUAUAAAUUAUUUAUUUAAUGAAACUGUGUUCUACUGAUGCAAGAAGUUUUUUCAUUCAUGUUUUAACAUUAAUGAUUGGAUUUGCCAAGUUUUGUAAUGCAACUGAUUUGGGCUUUCUCACCACGACUGUUGUCAUCUUCUCUGUCUCCCCUCAAUUUUAUUAGACCAGAAUUUGUUAGAGCAUUGAAUUAUGAAACUGUCCGUUUUCAAAGCACUGUAAAUGAAAGGAUUCUUAAAUGUGGAAACAAAGGGAGAUAGCAACUUUGCCUCAUUCAAUUUCUUUUGCCAGUUUGAGGAACAAUCGUUGAAUAAUUGGGCUUGAAAAUGGAGUAUUGUCAUUUUUUGAACUAGUUUGAAAUGCCAUGGGUUUACUUGGGACAAUUCAAACUUGGUUGUUCUUAAUCAUUAUUGUACUACACCUGAAAUACACUCAAGAUCUCACUACAUUCCUAUUUACCACUGUACAGAAAUCAGAAGAUCGCACUCUUGUCUGGUAUUGAGCACCAGAGCAACUGGUGUUUUCAGAAAAAAAUUGCAUAAUAAAAUUUGAAUAUGAA